AUGCCGCCACCCGCUGCGUCGCCGUCGUCGUCUCCAUCCUCACAUUGCAAACGCGUGUGGCGUUUUGUUACGUUCGGCCCCCGCCGGGCCCACCGGCAGUCCCAUGCGGCGAUUGAGUUGCUGGAAAAGUUUCGUCAGGGCCCAGCAACUCAAAGCGAGUGGAACCUGCUACUCUGGCGCGCGACGUUCCCGCUCGUGUCGCUCGUGCUGCUUACGUUGCUCUGCGUGGCCGGGCAGUUCGGCCACCUGGUCUACUCGCUGGUCGUCAAUCCCGUGUGGUACUUCUGCAACUUGACCCUCGUCGCGUGUCCGUUCGUUGUGGUGUUUCGGUUUGCAGCACUCGAGAAAGAAGAAGAAGAAGAGGGAGGCGGAGGAGGAGAGCAGCCGACGAUCUGGCGCUACUUGGCAGUCAUCAGUGUAGGAAUCAGUCUCGUUGAGUGGUACAUAAGCGUACCGGCGAGCCGAUACUCGUGGAUUGUCGGCAAUACGUUGUUUGGUAUUGUUGCACUUGGAGCCGUGCCGCUAUUCUUUAGUAUGCACAGACGAACGGCACGAUCGCAGUAUGAGGAUCUCGUGCUGGAGCAGGAGGAGCAAGACCAGCGACAAGUGCACAGCGCUGCUCAAGAAAUGGACGAAGAGGCGGAGGAGGACAAAGACGCUAAAACGGCUGGAGCCAUGCAGCAGACACAAGCAGGUCCAUUGUUGCCGCCAGCGUCAUUGGCUGUAAAUGUGAAUGCAGACAACAACCCGAAGAUCAUGAUGAUUAGGACGAUGAUGAAGGCAUCGCUUGUGAGGCAACGAUCGGGCGGAUUCCAGAGUGAGAGUGAGACUUUUCGUCAGUCGGGAGGAGGCCUGAGUGAGAACGAGGUAUUUCGACAGUCAGGACGACGAAGCCUGAGUGAAAAUGAGAGUUUGCGACAGUGGAAAAAAAGCCAUGGUGGAAACAAGACUGUUCGACAGCCGAAACACGAUCAGAUGCAACGAGAGGGGCAGCCAUUGACGAGGCUGCUCUACGGGUGUGGCUUUUGCGCGUUGGUCCUGUGGCUUGUCAUGUUCUCGCUGUACAGUUCGGCGCGCGGAGGGGAUGCCUCAACACGAUUCUGGUUUCUGCUGGACUUGCUGUCACCUAUUUUAUGCAUUGUGCUCUUCAGUUCUCGUGUCGUGAGAGUUCGCUUCAGCUUUGAACACGCAGUGGCGUAUAGCACGUUGGUUGUGCAUGUUCCGCUGUUUCUCGGACACUUGUGCGUGCGGCUGUUUGCGCUUGCUGAAGACCCCUCCGCGUCGUCGGCGACCAGCAUUGAGUCGUGGCUCAAACUGGCGAUUUCGGUGCUCUAUCUUUUCCUGAUGCAAGGCUACUUCUUUGUGAUCACGAACAUGGUGAACAGCAUGUCAGAACCAUUCGCGCAUCCAUCGCUGCUGUACGUAGGACAGCUCUACUAUUACGUUUUCUGGUACAUCCUAGUAGGCUCGGACACACCCAUCGACGCGCUGUACUGGGGUAUGUUGUUCCUCAACAACGUCCACAUCGCGUUUCUCAAUACAGGUGUGUACACGGAUUUCAAGCGCACAUCGUCAGUCUGGCUGACCGCGCCGUUUCAUGUUAACAUCACGUCUCCACUUGUGUCUUGCUUGCGCUCAACAAGCUCAGCGUUUGAUGUUUCAAGGUGCCUCCCGCAUAGAACGUCAGUGCAAAAACAAGAACUUUUGGGGCUAAACUGUGGUGUAGCUGGAGCAGCAGCCAUGGAGGCAAGCGACGAUUUACUUGAAGACGGGGAUCACUUUUGCAAUCACGGUACCAGCAACAGCUCGAAUAGCGUUGUCGCAGCACGAAACAUUGAUGAAAACGGAACUUGCGUCGGCGAGCUACCAUCUUGGCAAAAACAAGACAGCAGGAAUCGAGAACGAGACCGAAGCAUCAAUGACACCCACCGAGGUAUCCAAGCUUUAGCCUGGGAUUCAGCAUUGCCCACUCGCAAGACCGGCAUAUGCAAAGUGUCGACGGUCCGUGGAAAAUGUUCGCAGAGGCACAUAACUUGCAAAAAGUGUGCGGGUCGAACAAGUGGGUCUUCUCAGUUUGGUAAUGAGGAUGUGGCUGCAGCAGCUUUAGGCGCGGGUUCUCGCGUAAAGACGUCUACAAGUGAAGCUCUUCGACCGCUUUACUUUCUCAUGAAGCUAGCGGAACAAGACAACAUGGCCGAUACGACAGCACUUAUACUGGUACCUUCGCUCUUGACGCUUCUGGCAGUUUUUGAGAAGCCAGGUAGUGCUCUCUCCGUACUACAAGACCAGACGAAUCUGUGGCUGCGCUGCGUGUGCAUGUUCAUUGGUCGGCUUGGUGGCGCGUUCCUUGCCCGCGAGAUCUUCACGUGCAAGCUGCGGUCGCGACUACGCUCGACAUCGGAGGAUUCAUGUGAGACAGCAAGGCCCGAUGGUAUCAAUGGUUUUGUCGAUGGCAUGCCUGUACGCCUUUGGAUACAGCGUCUGAUGUUGCAGGAUUUCCAUGCCCAGUUCUGGUACCUGACCGCCGUAACGAUUGUUGUCACUUUCGGUUGCUUUGCUCGCGUCGACCUGCCAUUACGUUUUGCUUUGCUUUAG
Molecule: messenger RNA, 2595 nt
Organism: Hyaloperonospora brassicae
Lineage: Eukaryota; Oomycota; Peronosporomycetes; Peronosporales; Peronosporaceae
Source: the annotation of a GenBank genome assembly